Messenger RNA from Anolis sagrei ordinatus, 3022 nucleotides. It is a transcript of the gene RNFT2, whose product is annotated as ring finger protein, transmembrane 2. Gene Ontology annotation, molecular function: ubiquitin protein ligase activity. Lineage: Eukaryota; Metazoa; Chordata; Lepidosauria; Squamata; Anolidae. The record is from RefSeq and is a predicted model, not a curated record. Gene Ontology annotation, biological process: positive regulation of ERAD pathway.
CCGGUUCCGGAAUGAGGGUGGGACCGGAAAUGACGCAGAGGCCGGGAGGGGAAAGGUUUGGAGGAGCUGGCCAGCCGGGAGACAGGAGUGGAGCAUCUGAAGGAGAAGCGAAUGAUCCUCCUUUUGUAGCCAUUUGUUUCUUUUUUCUUCCUAAACGUGGCUUUUGAAACUCGCCUGUUUAAUGUUGUACGGAAUGAAAAGAAGAUUCAACUGUUUCUUGUUCCUUCUGGAAACCAUUCUGUACUGGAUACAGUUAACCUGUUUGCUGUGGAGCUUGGGAAAUCUGCUUUCCACCUGUUGAAUUGUGACCUGCUCUUUUCAAGUAGAAUUCCAUGCAGUAUGUCACUGAGUGAAUGGGUACCUGAGAAGACCAUCUAGCUAGCCUGUGCAACUAUUUCCACCGCUGGUCCCUACUGAUCUGCCACUUUCAUGCUGAGCGUUUUGUGCUUUAAAGUGUUAAGGAAGAUGCAGAGAAGGCACAGCAGUAUCACGGAUAGCCUUCCUCCUGAAAGAAGCCGGAAUCAAACUAUCACCUCAGAGACAAGUGUGGAUGAAGGUGGAGUCUUUGAAGGCCUGAAGACAGAGCCGUCUUCUCCUCCUCCUCAGCUUUUCUCAGGAUUGGGAGGCAUCCCAUCUGGAACGAUAACAGCCACCCCUUUCCAGUCCAGUUUGGUCCUGGGGUCUACAGCAGGAGGCGGGGAGGUGUUCAUUCAGAUGCCUGCGCCGCGGGAGGAGGGGGCCAGCCGUACGGAAGGAGGUCCUUAUCACCGCCAGCAACCCCAGCAUUACCACCACAGCCACCAGCGAGGGUCCUCCCUCCUGCACAUGGCUGGUGGUGACCGUCAUGGCCAUAGUGAGGAAGGCUUUGAGGAGCAGCCUGGGACGCCGGCCCCUGCCCUUUCUGAGCUGAAAGCUGUCAUCUCUUGGUUACAGAAGGGGCUUCCGUUCAUCAUGAUUCUCUUGGCUAAAGUCUGUUUCCAGCACAAGCUUGGAAUUGCUCUGUGUAUUGGCAUGGCCAGCACAUUUGCAUAUGCCAACUCAACUCUCCGAGAGCAAGUCUCCUUGAAGGAAAAGAGGUCAGUGAUGAUGGUUUUCUGGAUCCUGGCCUUCCUUGCAGGGAACACUCUAUAUUUACUCUAUACAUUCAGCUCCCAACAAUUGUAUAACAGCCUCAUAUUCCUGAAACCUAACCUGGAAAAGCUGGAUUUCUUUGAUCUGAUGUGGAUUGUGGGGAUCUCUGACUUCGUACUCAAAUAUCUUACCAUCGCUUUGAAAUGCCUCAUUGUUGCCUUGCCCAAAAUUGUUCUGGCCGUUAAAUCAAAGGGGAAAUUCUACCUAGUCAUUGAAGAGCUGAGCCAGCUCUUCCGUUCCCUGGUUCCCAUUCAGUUAUGGUACAAGUACAUCAUGGGCGAUGAUCCAUCUGGCAGUUAUUUCCUUGGAGGGAUUCUCCUGAUCAUGUACAGUCUUUGCAAAUCCUUUGACAUCUGUGGCCGUGUGGGAAGCGUCCGGAAGGCACUGAAGUUCUUCUGUACCCCUCAGAGCUAUGGGGUCCGUGCAACUAACCAGCAGUGCAGCGAGGCGGGUGACAUCUGUGCCAUCUGCCAGGCUGAGUUUAGAGAGCCGCUGAUCCUCUUAUGCCAGCAUGUUUUUUGUGAAGAAUGCCUCUGCCUUUGGUUUGACCGAGAGAAGACCUGCCCUCUCUGCCGCUCUGCAUCUGUGGAAACCCUGCGAUGUUGGAAAGAUGGUACCACCUCUGCACAUUUCCAGGUGUAUUGAGUUCUAGGUUGUCGCAGGAAAUAGCAUAGAGUAGGAGACAUCCUGUUUUGGGGCUGAGGAGGUGGGAAGAAAGGAAGUUUUGCCUGCAUAAGUACUGGAAGGUGUGGCUUAUUUCUCCCUCACUUUCUUCAUACACGGCAUCAUGAAUUGAUUAAACUGGCCGUCGCAAGAUGCAUCAAUGACCACUAGCACAGAUGGCUUAAGAAGGGGUCUCACAGUUGGUGUCUAGUGGUCAUGAUGGCUAAAGGGAACUGCCAUGUCCAGAGAGUUGCCUUUACAGAUUACAACUCAGAAUCCCUCAGCUAGCAUGACUAAUGACCAUGUUGGUAUGGGGUUCUAGGAGUUGCAAUCCAAAAAUGUGACCCUGCUAUGGAAUGUAUGAGCUGUGGAGAACAACAGUAGCUUUGGUGGAGGUCACUGUGGCAAGCAUGUAUUUAACCACUUUUGGAAAUAGGAUGCUGGAUUAAAUGAAGCUUUAUCUUGACCCAACCAGAGCAUUUUGUAUGUUCUCAGAGAAACCCAUGUUCCAAGUUGUGUCUGCCCAAGUGAGUCUUUCAAUGAAUUUGCUCUCAAACUGAAAGUUGGUCCCAGUCCUAACGGUGUUUGUGUUGUCCAUGUAUUAAUAUCAUGCCAUCAUAUCAUACAUUUUCUUGCUUUCAAAAGCUUUUGGAAUUUGUUAUGUUGUUUUAUAAUCUUGUACAGGUUGAACUUUCUUUAUCUGAAAUGUUUGGGACCAAGUGUUCUAUGUAUAUGUACAUAUAUACAUACAUACAUAUAUUUUACAUUGAACAUCUUUGACAGGACCCAAUGGUUUUGGUUGUUUUCCUAGAAUAUCAAUGGCGCUAUAUAAGCAAACAAUAAUGAUAACAACCUCAUGAGACAGUAUUGUAUGCCUAACUUUCAGUGGCAUGCAUCUCCCUAAGGCUUGUUCUGCAUUAAUCCAUUUUAAAACAUGUGUUUUAAUCAGAAUUGAUAUAACAAGGAGUCCCCAGAGUUGUCCGUCCUCUAUCUCAUACCGAUUUGAAUAGGGAGACAAGUGUGGUGUAGUGCUGAGAUUAUUUGGACUGGUGGGGGACCUGGGUUCUUCCACUGAGCUGUGGAAGUUACUACUUGACACUGAGACUGUUCCUGGUUGCAGUCAGUCUUACUUCUGCUGUGAGGAGCAGCGCCAUACAGGCCACCUGUGCCACUUUGAGCUGGUUGAAGCUGGGAUAUAUGUGUAACAAAUAAAAUGAUAUAAACUCUC